Messenger RNA from Dothidotthia symphoricarpi CBS 119687, 3282 nucleotides. Its product is annotated as ARM repeat-containing protein. NCBI's taxonomy places the organism in Eukaryota, Fungi, Ascomycota, Dothideomycetes, Pleosporales, Dothidotthiaceae. Gene Ontology annotation, molecular function: nuclear import signal receptor activity; small GTPase binding. The transcript is spliced from 5 exons. Bases 1 to 3282 code for a protein of 1093 amino acids. Gene Ontology annotation, biological process: protein import into nucleus. The record is from RefSeq and is a predicted model, not a curated record. Gene Ontology annotation, cellular component: nucleus; cytoplasm.
AUGUCUGUUCUCCCCGCCGAAGUGCACACCGCCCUGGCCGGCCUGCUGCAGGGCCUCCAGUCGCCAGACAAUGUGCAGCGCUCAAACGCCGAGCAGCAGCUCAACGACGAAUGGGUGGCACAACGGCCUGAUGUGCUCUUGAUGGGCCUGUCGGAGCAGAUCGACCUCGCCCAAGACACGUCUACCCGCACAUUCGCCGCCGUUCUCUUCAGACGGCAGUCUUCGAAGCCACGAAAGACGCCCUCCGGCCAGCACGCAGACCUGUUCCUGACUCUCAACCCCGCUGAGCGCGAGGCCAUCCGCGCAAAGCUGCUGAGCUGCCUUGGCAAGGAGCCUGAUGCGAGCGUGAGGAGCAAGGUCGGCGAUGCGGUUGCGGAGCUAGCACGGCAGCACACAGACGAAGGUGUGGCAUGGCCGGAACUCCUUGGAGGGUUGUUCCAAGCCAGUCAAUCUCAAGACCCAGCACAGCGGGAGAACGCCUUCAGGAUAUUUUCGACCACACCGCAAAUUAUCGAGAAGCAGCACGAAGAUGUCGUCAUGAGCGCAUUCAAGGGCGGAUUCGCAGACAGCGAGACCUCAGUCCGAAUCUCUGCUGUAGAGGCUUUUGCGUCCUUCUUCCGCUCCAUUACCAAGAAGACCCAGUCAAAGUACUACUCGCUGAUCCCCGAGAUCCUCAACAUCCUCCCACCGAUCAAGGACUCUGGAGACGCGGACCUCCUUACGAAGGCCCUUAUUUCGCUCAUCGACCUGGCUGAGGUUGCGCCAAAGAUGUUCAAGCCUCUGUUCAACAGCCUUGUGCAGUUUAGCAUCUCUGUUAUCCAGGACAAGGACCUUGGAGAGACUGCACGACAGAACGCACUCGAGUUGAUGGCUACGUUCGCGGACAAUGCUCCACAAAUGUGCAAGAAGGACCCCAACUUCACAAACGACAUGGUCACGCAAUGUUUGUCUCUCAUGACAGACGUUGGUGCCGACGAUGACGACGCGGAGGAAUGGAAUGUUUCAGAAGAUCUCGACGAGGAAAGUGAUUCGAACCACGUUGCUGGUGAGCAAUGCAUGGAUCGCUUGGCCAAUAAGCUCGGUGGCCAGUCUAUCUUGCCCCCAACGUUCAACUGGCUCCCACGGAUGAUGACCUCUUCCGCUUGGCGAGAUCGACACGCUGCCCUCAUGGCCAUCUCGGCCAUCUCCGAGGGUUGCCGCGAGUUGAUGGUCGGAGAGCUUGACAAAGUUCUUGAUCUUGUUAUUCCCGCUCUGCGAGACCCACAUCCCCGUGUGCGAUGGGCUGGUUGCAACGCCGUUGGCCAGAUGAGUACCGACUUCGCCGGAACCAUGCAGGAGAAGUACCAUCAGAUCGUUCUGCCCAGUAUCAUACCGGUGCUUGAAUCUGCGGAACCUCGUGUACAGGCGCACGCUGCCGCGGCCCUCGUCAACUUCUGCGAGGAGGCCGAGAAGAAUAUCCUCGAGACAUAUCUGGACCAACUGCUGAACCACUUGCUCAUGCUUCUGCAAAGUCCUAAGCGCUUCGUGCAAGAACAGGCUUUGUCUACCAUUGCGACCGUCGCUGAUUCCGCAGAGGCUGCAUUCUCCAAGUACUACGAUACCUUGAUGCCGCUACUUUUCAACGUGUUGCAAGAAGAACAGUCAAAAGAGUACCGUCUGUUGAGGGCGAAGGCUAUGGAAUGUGCUACUCUGAUUGCUCUCGCCGUUGGAAAAGAACGAAUGGGACAAGAUGCAUUGAACCUGGUCCAGCUCCUUGGCCGAAUCCAGAACAGCGUAGCAGACGCUGAUGACCCGCAAGCCUCUUACCUACUCCACUGCUGGGGUCGCAUGUGCCGUGUUCUUGGACGCGAAUUCGUACCGUUCCUUGCCGGUGUCAUCCCACCAUUGACCGAACUGGCUGGAUCCAAGGCUGACAUUCAGCUGCUCGACGACGAGGACCAGGUUGCUCAGAUUCAAGAAGAGGAGGGCUGGGAGCUUGUCCCACUCAAGGGCAAGGUCAUUGGUAUCAAGACUAGCAUCCUCGAAGACAAGCACAUGGCGAUUGAGCUCAUCGUCAUCUACGCACAAGUACUCGAAGACGCCUUUGAGCCAUACGUCAUGGAGAUUAUGGACAAGAUCGCGUUGCCUGGCUUGGCUUUCUUCUUCCAUGACCCAGUGCGCGUCGCUUCGGCCAAGUGUGUGCCGGCACUCCUCAACGCAUACAAGAAGGCGCAUGGUCCGGAAUCACAGCAAUUAGCGACGCUUUGGGGACGCACAGUCGAGCGCGUUCUUGAAGUUCUUAGCACGGAGCCCGCCAUCGACACGCUCGCCGAGAUGUACCAGUGCUUCUACGAGUGCUUGGAAUGUGUCGGCAGGAACUCUCUGACAACUGCACACAUGGACGCCUUCGUUGUGGCCGCCCGCGGUGUACUGAAAGACUACCAGGAGCGUGUUGCGGAACGUCUGGAAGAACAGGCUGAGAACGAGGAUGGUGAGGAGGCCUCCGAGGAGACUUUGUUCGCCAUUGAGGACGACCAGAACCUCCUCUCGGACAUGAACAAGGCUUUCCACACAAUUUUCAAGAAUAUGGGUACCUCAUUCCUACCACAUUGGGAGCAGCUCAUGGAGUUUUACAAGAACGCCGUUGUCAACCAGGAUCCCACCCAACGCCAAUGGGCUAUCUGCAUCUUCGACGACGUUCUCGAAUUCUGCGGUCCUCAAUCGUGGAAGUACAGUGAGCACAUAGUUCAGCCACUGAUUGACGGUAUGCAAGACGACGUCCCUGCCAACCGACAAGCAGCCGUUUACGGUGUGGGUGUCGCUGCGCACAAGGGAGGUGAGGCAUGGUCAGACUUCGCCGCCGCAUCGCUACAGAUGCUCUUCCAAGUUGUCCAGCGCCCAAAUGCGCGCGGGGAUGACGACAUUUUCGCAACAGAGAACGCUUCAACAUCCAUUGCGAAGAUUCUGCACUACAACGCAGCCAAGGUUCAAAACUGGCAAGACAUUGCCGCCGCAUGGCUAGACACACUUCCCAUCAUCAACGACGAGGAAGCCGCGCCAUAUGCAUACGCAUUCUUGUCUCAGCUGAUUGAACAACAAAAUCCUGCCGUCUUCUCGCAACCCGCCAAGGUCUUCACUUUCGUCGUACAAGCCCUCGACGCCGAAACGCUACAAGGCGUCACCGCCACCCGCGUCGUCACAUCCGUAAAAGCCCUGAUCCAAGCCACAAACACCAACCUCGCACAAGCUGCCGCGACCCUCACACCCGAGCAGCAACGCACCGCGCAAGCCUACUUCUCCUAG